UAUAGCUGAACAACUCCAAACCGAUUCGAGUUCGGGACGGUCGUCUAAUUCUAAACCAUGUAUCCUAGAUAUUGAAACAACUUCUAAUACGGCUUCACCUAGUAUGAAAUCUAAACUCCUUCUGGAGCUCGUAAAUCUCUUCAAUGUCAGCGGGAAAAGGAUCAAAUUUGCAGAUGAGUUUAAGACGUAUUGCACCUACAUGUAUAUUUUAGCAGGACCGAAGGCUUAUAUUUAAUACGCUUAAAUCAACAUUGCCGUUAAUUUCGUUGAGAACUGCACAAAAACAUCUACACAAAACUAUUGAUCGAGUUAAAGAAGGGGAAUUGCGAGUUGAGCAGCUGAAGAAAUUUUUGGAACUCACGGAUUCUCCACCUGUUGUUUGGCUAUCCGAGGAUGCAACGAGGAUAGUUUCUAAGUUACAAAUCGAUCCUGCUUCGGAAAUAUAAUUGGAACUCUUCUGCCGAAAGAUGAUGAGACAGGAAUGCCUGUAUUAUUACAGAGAGACCUUGAAAGUGUUUCACAGAUGAAAAAAGAAUUGAACUCCUCCACACUGACCAUCAACGCCGUAGUCACUAUAGCUAGACCCUUGAAAAAAGGUGCCCCACCUUUCUGUUUGAUGGUUGUGGGAUGUGAUAAUAAGUUUACUGCAGCACCAGUAACCAAACGACGCAUAUUCGUAAUAGAGAAACUAAAUUCUGUUGGUAUAUUAGUUUCAGGAAGCUCUUCAGAUGGCGAUUCACGAUAUACAUGUUCUCAAAAACAAUUCUGUGGAAUGUACAAAAAUGUGCAACUAACGAAUGUACCAGCAGACUGGAUCCAUUGGUUCAAUGCUCCAUUUGAGAAUGAUUACGGUCACCACUGCAUUCAAGACACUGUGCAUAUCAUGGGCAAGAUGCGAAACCAUUUGUUCAACUCAGGAAGUGGUAUAAGAAUAGGAAAUUUCAUCGCAUCUAAAGCACACCUAAGGAUCGUUGUUCAGAAUAUGCCACGCACAAUACAUAAAUUGAAUGUUGGAGACAUUUUGUCGAAUGACAAAAUGAAUUAUUCUUCUAUUACAAAGCUACUAAACCCAAAAAUUGAGGAAUGGGUUCUAACAAAUAUUCCUGGAGGUAGUGGAACUGUGAUGUAUCUUAAAAUAAUGCGAUAUGUGAAUGAAGCUUUCAUAGACUCAUCGCUCAGUCCUCUAUGUCGUAUUUAUAGGAUGGCGUUUGCUGUAAUGGCUCUCCGUAUCUGGAAGACUUGUUGUAGGAAAAACAGGAGCUGCUUUAUGAUAACGGCAAAUAUCUACGCGUGCAUUGAAAUGAAUUUCCAUGAAUUGAUCAAACUCAUCAAUUUCUUCAGAGAAAAAUCAAUGGAUGAAUACUUUUUGCCAACAUUAUUCGGCAGUCAAGAUUGUGAAGAAUUUUUUCGCCAUUUGAGAUCAUUGACUACUUUGUGUUCAACAAUUGUUAAUUUUUCAAUGCUGGACUUAUUGCAUAGAGUUCAUAGAGUAGACUUUAUGAACUAUGCAGAAAAUAUACUGCAAUGUUAUGGAGUCAAUUCGAAGAAGAGUUCCAAAACCUGCCAGACAUUUCAACUUCCGGGCCUAGAGGAAAUCGAACAAACUGUUCUGGAUGCCCAAGUUGACGCUGAAAAUGAAAUGUUGCACCUGGGUCUUCAGGCUGUGCAUCCUAUCUCAGCCUCGAUCUCAGCAUUAUUUCCUGAAAUAAGGUCUGAAAUUCCUUUUGAAACACCCAUCACGAACGAAGAACGGAAUGAUGAUGAAGUCAAUACAUAUGCUGAUGCAGAUGUUGACUUGGAUGAUGAGCACAACUAUUUGGAUCUCGAUUUGGAUCAUUUGGAUAUAACUGUGGCUUCAAACGGUGAUUCCAGCAUGCAUGCCGAGAUGUAUGUACCUUUGGAUGUUGAAGAUGAAUUGCGGCUUAUGCUAGGAGAAAGCGCUAACAACAUUGAAAUUAAACAUCUCAUCAAGGAAAAUGUAUCAAUAAAAUCAUCACGACUGUACUUCAAAAUGCAGAAUUCAGAUGGAAAAGAAGUUUUUGUGAAAAAGUCAACUGUCGUUUGGUUGUUUAACAAUGUUAAGGAUACCGUUAGUUCAGAUCGCCUAUACCGUUUUGUUAGGAAUAAUGAUAGGAGAGUUGAUCCUAUUUUAGCCCAGUCUGCAGGAACGCAUGAUGAAAUUCAUAUUGGAGAUCGGUGUGAGUUUAAAUAUAGGGCACAUGGAAGAACACGAGUCGUGUAUGGUAAUGUGGUAGGAUUUGAAUACAUCAACGGUAGAUCGAAGAACUACACGCUGCACUGCGCUCCAGUAAAACCACCCAGUGGCAUUGUGCCAAGAGGAAUUUUUGUGUAUGCUAACUGGUUUGAACGAUGUGGCAAUGUAGCGAACAAAAUUCAACUUACUAACAUUGUAAAUGAUGGUCGGAUUGAUAUAGAUUUGUACAAAACACAUAUCCAAUCUCCAACAUUUAUAAACAAUGUUAUGACACUAGCUUGAACGCAGUUGUUUGUAUGAUUUGAAGUUUGACUAUUCUAAAUAUAUAAUAAAUACGAAAGGUUCACGACUUGAGGUUAAUAAAAAGAGAUCGAAAGAAAUAAAAAAAAUAGUUGAUAAUCAAAUAUUAAAACUCGGAUUUAAUUGAAUUUACACAAAUUGAAAAAAAAUAACCCUGGGAAUAUAAACUUAAUAGAAUAUUCGGUAAUUGCUACACUAAGACUUGUGUAAUAAUUUCGGUAAUACAUAUUUAAAAAUUGUUUAUUCAUUAAUAAAUUGUACCCAAGAUUACUGCCGUUCUACCGAUGGUUGUCCCAUGUUCUACACAAACCUUGUGCACGCUGGGAUAACCAUGCAUAGAACGGCAGAUUAAAGUGUACUCAAAUAUUCUUUAGUCAACCAUAUCCAACCUACCAUAUUUUUAA
Molecule: messenger RNA, 2919 nt
Organism: Toxorhynchites rutilus septentrionalis
Lineage: Eukaryota; Metazoa; Arthropoda; Insecta; Diptera; Culicidae
Exons: 3
Coding region: 482-2497 (671 amino acids)
Source: RefSeq, a predicted model, not a curated record